CCAAUCACAGCGCACGGGGUUGCGAUCUGCCCGCAUCGAACUCAUUUCUGAAUUGUCGAAAUGACGCCGGCGCCAUUGUGGCACAACUCGGUCGUCCGCCUUCUCCUGCUCGGGACGCUGGACGACGGAAGCUCGCUGCGUGGGCUGCGAGGCCAAACCGAUGUUCUUAAGGCCAUCGUCGAUCAUCUCCGGGCGAUCUGGCGGGCGCAACUCAAGACCGACCAGCGCGGCUACGUCCCACUUGGCAAUGUCUUUCUGCCCUUUGACACGCCGCACGACACGCCGAUCCCGCACACGCCCCGAUUUGUCGACUUUCCACCGCCGCUUACGCACAUUGUCGAUGGCGAGACGCAGCCCAAGCCCUUCCAGGUCAACAUGAUGCCCUUCAUCAUUGGCCAAGCACGGGCUACGUUGCCGCCCGCGUGUCAGCGCUACUUGCCGCUGCUCGAGCGCUGCCGCUACCACGACGAGAACGGAAAGGUCGGGUAUCUUACAAUCCACGAAGGCAUCGUCGAGGCCGACACCUCCCAACGUCGCCCGGGACUCCACGUCGAAGCGCCCUGGUAG
This is a messenger RNA of Saprolegnia diclina VS20, 567 nucleotides long. RefSeq lists its product as hypothetical. Bases 61 to 567 code for a protein of 168 amino acids. NCBI's taxonomy places the organism in Eukaryota, Oomycota, Saprolegniomycetes, Saprolegniales, Saprolegniaceae. The record is from RefSeq and is a predicted model, not a curated record. The transcript has 2 exons.